AUGCUUUCCACAAAGCCGAAAAAGCCACCUGCGUGUGACUCUUGCAAAGCCAAAAGAGUACUGUGCCACUCGAGCUCAACACCAAAUGGGCCGUGCCCUCGAUGUGUAGAGAAAGGGAUACUAUGUAAGACGACUUAUACUCCUCGAGGAAGACCGAAAAAAUCUCUUUUGGGUACCAGUAACGAAGAGCCAUCUCAUUCUACCAUAAUAACCGUGCAAGAUACCCGCAGUGUUGAGCUGUCGUACUCUCCGAUAUUAACACCAGAUCUCGUCAAGCAUCUGUUCAAAUGCUUCCUUGAAAUGCCCGAGAAAGGCCACCCAAUAUUUUACCGACUCGACCUCGAAAAAACACUCAUAGCAGCAUCAUGGCGAAUCGACCUCCUUCCGCCGCAAGUUGCAGUCCUGGUAACUUGCAUGUGCUGCGUUGGUGCUCACAUUUCGUGGAGUCCAAGCAUUAUCGGGCCUGGACCACACCCAGAGUCCCUCACGGACUCGACGGUUUUCUUUCCUGGCGCAGAUUUGAGAAGCUAUGGAGAGAGGAGGGCUCCAGUUUGUCGAAUGUUGGUUGACAAUGCCGUGUCCAUGGCGUGUAUGGCUCGCAUAAUGUUGGAGCCAUCGGAGAUGAACAUGGCUAGCUGUCUUCUUCUCGAAACUUUGCAAGAAAAUUUUGAGCAGAGCUCUCGCCCUUGGGCUUCAGCCUAUAUUUCUCAUCUACGAGCGAUUGCGCCAUCGCUCUCCGACCAAGAGCCUGCCCCGAUCAUGUGGGCUAGCUAUCUAAUGGCGGAAGGCCUUCGUGCUGCGAUAAAUCGGAAGCCAGUUCUCGUGUCCUAUGCCGACCAGUUGUUCUUCUUCAAAGGCCCGCCUCCGCCUCCAUUGGACUCACUUCUCGACAUGGUACAACAGCAAUCCUCUAACCCGUCACCAUAUAACUUCAAGAACACAACCGCUCCACUCGUAUUUAGCUGCAUUCGUCCUUUCGUGUUUCACACGACUCAGUUUACGCGCGAUUUCUACGAACAACUUUUGAGUGAUUUUGCACGACGAACUCCCCCAUCCGAAACCAUGAUCGUCAAACUGCUUAGCACACUUUCCACGAUGCAAUCCCUGAUCUCGUACUGUCUCUCUGACAUAGAAUUUCCGGACGCUGCAGCUAUUCGACACAUUUCCAAUGCAGAGCUUCGUUCUCGUGUUGAAACAUUUCCAGAAAUUCGAUCAUGCGCUUUUGCUAUGACAGUCGCCUUUGCCAGCUUGUCAUUGACGCUCCACCGCGAGCUUGAGGAACGCGCCAUGUCUACAGCUAACGAACUCUUUGAGUCAACUCCUCUGCAUGUGGGCUGCCUAAUGCCUAGCACAACCAAGUGGGCUCAAACAAGGAUGGCGUCUCUUCGACAGCAAGCAUACGAGUUGGUUUGUAGUGCUGUGCCUGAUUUACAGCGCAUCCUUUGCAUCGAGUCGUAUCCUCUCUCCGGAAAUGCGGUUGCUUGGUCAAACCUCGCCGAUUGGGCCAAAUUUCUUGCAGACGAGGCGGACUCGUCGGGCGGCAUCCCUGAUACCCACUUUCCUAUCUUCGAGAGGCUGGGGAAUGCGCUCAAAUUCGCCGGGUAUUCUCAAGUAUCUCUCCAUCUGGAUAGGAUCAUUGACCGUCUUGAUUCUCAUAUUGCCGCGUACUGCCUCAAGACCAGUGUGAACAAAGUGCCCGAGUUGUUCCUGCAGCCGGAGAGAACUGAUGCCUCCAUGUCGUUCUUGUUGGACGGUUCAUGGAUGAUGACAGAUUCGUCGAUAGGGAUGUAA
This is a messenger RNA of Mycena indigotica, 1791 nucleotides long. Its product is annotated as Zn(2)-C6 fungal-type transcriptional factor. Gene Ontology annotation, molecular function: DNA-binding transcription factor activity, RNA polymerase II-specific; zinc ion binding. Bases 1 to 1791 code for a protein of 596 amino acids. The record is from RefSeq and is a predicted model, not a curated record. Lineage: Eukaryota; Fungi; Basidiomycota; Agaricomycetes; Agaricales; Mycenaceae. The transcript is spliced from 9 exons. Gene Ontology annotation, biological process: regulation of DNA-templated transcription.